Anthostomella pinea is the source of this 249-nucleotide messenger RNA. The record is from the annotation of a GenBank genome assembly. NCBI's taxonomy places the organism in Eukaryota, Fungi, Ascomycota, Sordariomycetes, Xylariales, Xylariaceae.
AUGGCUCCCGCGCAACCAGAGCUCAAGAAGUACCUCGACAAGAGACUGUUCGUCCAACUCAAUGGCAGUCGCAAAGUCCUAGGAAUACUGCGCGGUUACGAUGUCUUCCUUAACAUCGUUCUCGACGACGCCGUGGAAGAAAAGGACGGAGGCGAGAAGGUCCGGUUAGGCAUGGUCGUCAUUCGAGGCAACUCCGUCGUCAUGCUGGAAGCGCUCGAGAGAAUCGGUGGUGGUGACCGCGACAAAUGA